AAACAAUUUUUUUAUUUUUUAUUUUUUUUUAUCUUUCCAAGUAUUGCAUCCACUUAUGUAAACUCGGUGCUCGCACCCCGCAGCGGAGGCUUUCUGGUAACUUAGCCGGAAACUUAGCGCCUCGCUUGGUCUUUAGUGGGCAGACUCUGAUUCGCUAUAUAUAACCUUGCAUUGGAUACCUUGAAAUUGGCUGUGGAGACGGACUUUUUUGUUUCUUCCCGGCAAUGUUUUUUUCGACAUGGUCGAAGUUCCCCCCAAUGGUAAACUUGUUUUUUUUUUUCUAACAAAAAACAUACACUUAUUUUGAUACCAAAAACCCCGUUCCGUUCCGUCCGUCAGUAUAUCUACCCAACUAUCGUAAUAAUAAUUCUUUUUACUAUGUUGUUAUGAACACCAUUGCUAUCGUUUAAUACCCACCCUCUCCCCUAACGCGUUGACGUCGCUUCAGAGUUUUAUACUCAAUCCAUUCACACCGACACCUACCCCUUAACCACUCGACACUCUUCGAUAUACUCCCAUCAGCAAAAAAAAAUGGGUGGCCUUGGUGAAGUGCUAUAUUACCUAUUCCACCCAGUCCAGCUACGGUCGAUCGUACAAUGGAAAGUUUGGCACGAGCCGGCUUAUAAGCGGGAUCCCUCCAAAGAGGCUCCCACUUUACGAUCAUGUUUCAACUUCCUAAAUAUGACUAGCCGCAGCUUUUCUGCUGUCAUUCAAGAGCUACAACCCGAAAUGCUAGUCCCUAUUGCCCUGUUUUAUCUCGUGCUAAGGGGAUUGGACACCAUCGAAGAUGACAUGACAAUUCCCGUAAAGACGAAGGAGCCUAUGUUACGCGAGUUCGACAAGUACUUGAAGAUUGACGGCUGGACUUUCAACGGGAGCGGCCCCAACGAGAAGGACCGCGAGCUACUCGUCCAUUUCGACGAUGUAAUCGCAGAGCUGAGGAAGAUCGACAAGAAAUACUACGAUAUCAUAGAAGAUAUCACCAUCAAGAUGGGCAAUGGUAUGGCCGACUACGCUUUGAAUGCGGAGUUCCAAGAAGGCGUCAAGUCGCUCGAGCAGUAUGAGGAAUACUGCCACUACGUUGCUGGCUUGGUCGGGGAGGGCCUAACUCGCAUCUUCGUGCAAGGCAAUACGGCAAAUCCCGCUCUACUUGACCGCAUGGAGCUUUCCGAGAGCAUGGGCCAAUUCUUGCAAAAAACCAAUAUCAUACGCGAUGUACACGAGGAUUUCGAGGAUAAGCGUAGAUUCUGGCCGAAGGACGUCUGGAGUAAGUACGUUGACAGGUGGGAUGACUUGUUCGACCCGAAGUACCGUACCCAGGCUCUUCAGUGCAGUUCCGAGAUGGUUCUCAAUGCUUUGAAGCAUGCCGACGAAUGUUUAUAUUACAUGGCCGGCAUCAAGGAGCAGAGUGUUUUCAACUUCGUCGCCAUUCCACAGACCAUGGCCAUCGCCACCCUUGAGCUUGUUUUCCAAAAUCCCAAGAUCUUCUAUAGCCACAUCAAGAUAACAAAGGGCGAUGCUUGUAGCCUAAUGAUGCAGUCAACGCAGAACCUGCGAACCGUCUGCAACGUAUUCAAGACAUAUGCAAGGAGGAUAGCUAAGAAGAACGAUCCAAGAGACCCUCACUACCUUGAGAUCAGUGUCGCUUGCGGCAAGAUCGAGCAAUUCAUUGAAACACUAUUCCCAACACAGGAUCCAACGAAGUUGCAUGCUGUGCAGGAGGCGGAGGGACAGGAGGCACAACAGGCUGCUCAGAAUGAUUUCUGGGAAGCUUUAUUAUUGGUUGGAUCUGUUGUAUUUGUGCUUUUAUUGGUUUCUGCUUUGAUGCUUGGUUUGGCAUGGUAUAUGGGAGCGAGGUUCGACGUGAUAUUCGACAAAGCGGCGGCAUCCAGCUUGAGAGAUGCGGCCAAAGCAACAGUCACGACAACCACGACCUUGACUCAUGAGGAGUUAUAGCGGGCGUUUUUGACCGGCACGACGCAGAAGAUGUAUGAUAACGCAAAUGGCGCUGGUAUGACUCUUUUAGAGGAUCGCCUUCUAAUAAUGGGCUAAGGCAUGAUAGGCCAUGCUAUGAGAUGAUGAGGCAUCCCCUUUAGAUUAUUGCUAAUAAUAUAUACUAAUAUCGUAAGUAAGCCCAUAUUUUCGUGACGCAGUAUAUCCAAUACCUUGAUUAAGGGGCAGUCAGUCUAAGGAUGGAACAAUAAGCACGGAUGUCAAAUUACAGUCCAGUCUUUCUCAAUGACUGUGGUUGUGCCGAGAAGUGCUGACAUUAAAUUUUAUGGCGAGGAGUACCGAGCCCGUUGCGGCUCGUAGGCACACGGUGGGCUUUGAACCUGAUCGAUACCCGGACAGGGUUCCCCGUCGUGGAUCGUCAACAUGAUAUUAUUAGAUACGUUUGACAGAGUGAUGACACGGUUGGGAAUACUUCCUUGGCAUUAUAUCUUGUUGCGACGUGAGCAAACAGGGCAGGGAGUUGAUGAUGACUGAGUGGUGACGCAACUAGAACGUGAACGACAAUAGCUCUUUCACCGGUCAAUCUCGUAUCAAGAUGCAUGAUGACACUGACGAUCUAGUAAUGCUUGACCAUUUCAAUAUUCGAUUUUAGCUUUUCUCAACUAAUAAAUUAUAAUAUUUCCACCUCGA
Messenger RNA from Daldinia caldariorum, 2643 nucleotides. RefSeq names its product farnesyl-diphosphate farnesyltransferase. Gene Ontology annotation, cellular component: endoplasmic reticulum membrane. Lineage: Eukaryota; Fungi; Ascomycota; Sordariomycetes; Xylariales; Hypoxylaceae. Gene Ontology annotation, biological process: ergosterol biosynthetic process; farnesyl diphosphate metabolic process. The coding region runs from base 532 to 1956 and encodes 474 amino acids. Gene Ontology annotation, molecular function: squalene synthase [NAD(P)H] activity. The record is from RefSeq and is a predicted model, not a curated record. The transcript is spliced from 5 exons.